AUGUUUAUGAUUUCUAUCUUUAAAUCUUGCGACAUUUGUACAUUCAUUCAAUUCAAUUUCAAAGUAUCAGCUCCAUAUCAAAGGGAGUAGAAACACCAUCUGUCAUUGGUGGAUCAAAGGUAGGGAAAGGAAGAGCUUUAAAGAUUUACAUUUUUAUUUCCCUCAGUGCAAAUUGA
Molecule: messenger RNA, 176 nt
Organism: Nezara viridula (southern green stink bug)
Lineage: Eukaryota; Metazoa; Arthropoda; Insecta; Hemiptera; Pentatomidae
Source: the annotation of a GenBank genome assembly